This is a messenger RNA of Camarhynchus parvulus, 2040 nucleotides long. It is a transcript of the gene CDC25A, whose product is annotated as cell division cycle 25A. Gene Ontology annotation, biological process: positive regulation of G2/MI transition of meiotic cell cycle; G2/M transition of mitotic cell cycle; protein dephosphorylation. The transcript has 16 exons. Gene Ontology annotation, molecular function: protein tyrosine phosphatase activity. The record is from RefSeq and is a predicted model, not a curated record. Gene Ontology annotation, cellular component: nucleus; cytoplasm. The coding region runs from base 86 to 1642 and encodes 518 amino acids. NCBI's taxonomy places the organism in Eukaryota, Metazoa, Chordata, Aves, Passeriformes, Thraupidae.
GGGUACCGGUUGGGGUCAAAACGCUGCGGCGGCCGCGCUGUCGGCAGAGACGGGACGGCUGCGCUGGAUUCCCGUUCCCCCUCCGAUGGAUCCCACCCCGAGCGCUUCCCACCGCCGCCGCCUCCUGCUUCUCUCGCCGGCGUCCCCCGCCUCGCCCGCCGUGGUCAAGGCGCUCUUUCAGGAUGAGCUCUCGCCUGUCUCGGACCUCCGCCUCACCAUGGAGCAGCUGGGGCGCGGGCAGCGUGAAAACCUGGACCAAGACGUGGGAACCAAAAAUGGAUUGCACAGAUCAGCCUCUUCAGAGUCCACAGACUCAGGUUUGGCUUUGGAUUCUCCUGGCCCUGCGACCUCACACGACGCCAUGGAGGACACGUUUGAGAAAGCAAUCAAAUCCAGCAGGCUGAACCUUCGAAUACCUUUCAGAAGAAUCCAUUCCCUGCCCCAAAGCCUGCUGGGCUCCAGCCCUGCUCUGAAGAGAAACCACUCUGACUCUCUGGACACUGAUGCUUUCCAGCCUUUGGAACAGGAUGAAAAUAAGGAAAAUGAAUCAUUUGAGUUCAAGAAGCCAACCAAACCAGCUUCUCGUGGCUUCCGUGACGGGAGGGGUGUUCCUGCAGCAAGGCAGAAUUCAUCUCCAGCUCAGCUGCCCAUGGCAGAAACAGCCUCUGGGGAACAGGAGAACUCCAGGGCAGCCUUCCUGCAGCAGCAUUCCCUGCCCUCCUCGGAGAGUGAGGAUGAUGAUGGCUUCAUGGAGCUGCUGGAUGACCAGGACUUGAAGAACGAUGAGGAGAUGCCCUCAGAUGUGUCCAGUCUCUGGACGGCGCCGCUGGUCAUGAGGAGAGCGGACAGCCGGGCCAAGCGGUGCCGGCUGUUUGGCUCUUCAUCCACGUCAAGCAUUGCAGGAAGAACCACCCAGAAAAGGAUGGAGAGAUCCCAGGAGGAGAAUUCUCCAGGGAAAAGCAAGAAGAGGAAAAGCCUGCCAGGAACUUCUGAGGACUCCACGAGCCUGAAGCUGGUGAGGACCCAGCCCUCCACAGCAGAGAUUGAGAGCAUUUUGGACAGUGACCAGAGGGACCUUAUCGGGGACUUCUCCAAGAGUUAUUUAUUUGACACUGUCGAUGGGAAACAUCAAGAUUUAAAAUACAUCGACUCCGAAAUGAUUGUGUCUGUGCUGACUGGGAAGUUUGAGAGCUUCAUCAAGCAGUGUGUGAUAAUUGACUGUAGAUACCCCUAUGAGUAUGAAGGGGGGCACAUCAAGGGUGCCAUAAACCUGCACAUGGAAGAGGAGGUGCAGAAUUUCCUGCUGAAGAAGCCCAUCCAGCCGUCGGAGGACAAGCGCGUCAUCGUGGUGUUCCACUGCGAGUUCUCCUCGGAGCGGGGCCCGCGCAUGUGCCGGUUUGUGAGGGAGCAGGACAGGCUGAGCAAUGAGUACCCCAACCUGCACUACCCAGAGCUCUAUGUGCUCAAGGGAGGCUACAAGGAUUUCUUCUUGAGGUGCCAGAGCUUCUGCGAGCCCCAGAGCUACCGCCCGAUGCACCACAAGGACUUCAAGGAGGACCUGAAGAGGUUCCGCACCAAGAGCCGGACCUGGGCCGGGGAGAAGAGCAAGAGGGAGAUGUACAGUCGGCUCAAGAAGCUCUGAGGGCUGCAGGGACCUGCAAGGACUGCCCAGCCUGGGGGCUGCAGUGGGACAGCCACGUGUUCCUGUGCUCCCACCCCCCUGGGCUGUCUCCUCCCUGGGAUCACCUGGACCUCGGCCCCGCGAGCCGGAUUCCAGCUGGGAGCUGCCUUGGGAUUCUUUUGGUUACGUUGCUUCGUGAAAAUAUUGUGGCUUCUUGUGUUGUGUGACACCCCCAGAUCGCCCAGGGAGGGUGGGGACAGCCUUGUGGGGCUGGGCUCGGUGUCAGCACUGCCAGGGAAUUGUAGUACCUGUUAAUUUUUUAAAUGCUUAAUUUUAUUUAAAUACAGUCAAAUGAAGCCAAUACCGCUGCGGUUGGAUCAUCUGGGUUGUACUUAAACCUUGUUUCUGCUCCAGGGUGA